UCGUCAAGAGAGAGAGGGAUCGGUGGGAAGAGGAAGAAGCUAAGUGAAAUCGGGAAAAAAUGGGUGCCAUCACGAGCGCGGUGAUAGCAGUGGCGGCGGUGCUUCUUGGAUGGGCCACCAUCGAGAUCGCAUGCAAGCCAUGCCUCGAAAUGGGUCGCGAAGCCAUCGAUCGUAAUCUGAACCCCGAUUACGAUCCCGACGACGAUAACCGUGCAAUUCGUGCACCUCUUAAUCCCUCCUCCGCUGCCGACACGGAUGAAUCCUCCUCCUCUGCACCUUCCACCGCCGUCAAAUCCGUUUGAGCUGCCACACUCAUGAUCAUCACCCUCCGCCUGAUUGGUAUCGUCGUUCACUUCCUUCUGUAACUCAAAUCAGCGCUUUUUGUUUUGGAAGAAGAACAGAGAGAGGAAAAAGGAUAUUUUUCCCUUUAUAUGUAGGGUUGAGUGUGGGGAUGUUAGUUUGAUUAAAUGUAAUUUCAAUGUUAGUGAAUAAUGAAGCGUUUGAGAUUCGUCUACUUGAUUUUACUGUACUGAAAUGGAGAUGGCGAUGCUGUGAAUUGUUAUAGCAAAGUUUAAAAAUGAAUGUUUGAUAUUAGUAGCUUCGUUUA
Molecule: messenger RNA, 607 nt
Organism: Arachis duranensis
Lineage: Eukaryota; Viridiplantae; Streptophyta; Magnoliopsida; Fabales; Fabaceae
Product: outer envelope membrane protein 7
Exons: 1
Coding region: 60-302 (80 amino acids)
Source: RefSeq, a predicted model, not a curated record